Messenger RNA from Sodiomyces alkalinus F11, 349 nucleotides. RefSeq lists its product as hypothetical. The transcript has a single exon. Bases 95 to 313 code for a protein of 72 amino acids. The record is from RefSeq and is a predicted model, not a curated record. NCBI's taxonomy places the organism in Eukaryota, Fungi, Ascomycota, Sordariomycetes, Glomerellales, Plectosphaerellaceae.
GGUAUGUGCUAGCCACAUGCGAAACCAGGAGGAUUGCCUGUGGUUUUGAACCACGUCGGCCUCACCAUUAAACCCCUGCAGCUCGUUGCAGCCUAUGCCCCCGAGGUCACUUAUGUUGUACUGCGCAUGGGUGUUAACUCCUCCUUUAGCUUCACACGUGAAUCCCGAGUCCGCUUUAACGAAGUUGGAAGAAGGGGAGACUAUUGGAUUAAGGGAUAUUUCGAAACAGGAGCGGGAAGUGCUGGGGGAUUAUCGACCUCCGUGUCUAGAGGCUAUGGGACUCGAAUUAGCCAUCCUUUCGUCUGAAGCUUAACCAGGGCGAGGCUUGGAACUCGAGCCAUAUGUGCCC